This is a messenger RNA of Fusarium pseudograminearum CS3096, 2016 nucleotides long. It is a transcript of the gene gip1, whose product is annotated as gip1. The record is from RefSeq and is a predicted model, not a curated record. The transcript has 5 exons. Bases 1 to 2016 code for a protein of 671 amino acids. Gene Ontology annotation, molecular function: oxidoreductase activity; copper ion binding. Lineage: Eukaryota; Fungi; Ascomycota; Sordariomycetes; Hypocreales; Nectriaceae.
AUGCUUACUUCUCCACGUCUAAUAUUGCUUUUACUAGCAUGGGUGUUUUCAACACUCGUGGCCAGUGCCCUCGUAAAGAAGGACUGGACCAUUACGUGGGAGCCAGGAGCACCCAAUGGCCAGGAGAGAAAUAUGAUCAAGAUCAAUAAUCAAUUUCCUGGGCCAACGAUUCUAUGCGACGAAGAUGAUGACAUUGAAGUCACAGUUCACAAUAAAAUGCCAUUCAACACUACUGUUCAUUGGCAUGGACUUGAGAUGAUGGGCACACCUUGGUCAGAUGGGACCCCAGGCAUGUCUCAAAAGCCAAUAGAAAUGGGCCAAAGCUUCAUCUAUCGUUUCAAAGCCUCACCAGCCGGAACACACUGGUACCAUUCUCAUUCACGGGCUACUGUUCUCGAUGGACUCUAUGGACCAAUCUUCAUCAGACGAAAGCCAGAUGCACCAGCACCAUGGCAUCUGAUUAGCAAAGAACAAGCUGAUAUCGACGCAAUGAGUCGUACAGUUAUCGACCCCAAACUGGUUAUGGUGUCUGAUUGGACCCGUUUCAUGUCUUGGGAGUACAUGGCUGCCGAGGAGAGCUCUGGAAUGGCGAUCUUCUGCUCAGACAGUAUUCUCGUCAACGGAAAAGGAAGUUUGUAUUGUCCUGACGUUGAUAUGUUGAUCAACCACACCAGCACCUACAUGAAGUACGGCUUGUAUCCUCGACAAGUCAACGAUAAAGGGUGCUUCCCGUUUAUGAGAUCAACACAAGGCCCAUAUUUGACCACUGGAAAACCAGAGACCAUCCCGCUACACCUGCAACACGGUUGCACCCCUGCUGAGGGUACCAACGAGACGAUAGAAGUUGACCCAGCUGAUCAAUGGGCCAGUCUCAAUUUCAUCGGAGGCGCAACAUUCAAGACCAUCGUCUUUUCUGUUGACGAACAUGAUAUGUGGGUUUAUGAAGUUGAUGGCCACUAUAUUGUUCCCCAACGCGUCAACACGGUGCACAUGUAUGCAGGCGAGCGCUAUGCUGUCAUGAUCAAGCUUGAUAAAACACCCAAGGACUACACCAUCCGCGUCGCAGACAGUGGUCUCACCCAAGUCAUCUCAGCAUUCGCUACACUUCGAUACAAAGGCGGUAUUCAAGGGAGCGAGAGUGUGGGUGUUAUUGACUAUGGUGGUCAGAACAGCACCAAAGACGGGUCCGUCAUUACACUCGAUCGUGAUCAUCUUCCACCUUAUCCUCCCAAUCCACCAGCACGCAAGGCAGAUGCAAUGCAUGUCCUCUCAACGCAUAGAUGGAAAAGCGCUUGGCAGUAUACCAUGUCUGGACAUGGCAUGUAUGAAGAGGACCGCAGUGCUUAUGGACCUCUCCUGUAUGAUCCUCACUCAGCAGACGCCAUGGAUGAGGGCCUUGUGAUUCGCACAAAGAACGGGAGCUGGGUUGAUCUGGUACUACAGGUUGGCUCUUUACCAGGUCAGCCACAAGAGUUCCCGCACAUGAUGCACAAGCACACAGGAAAGACGUGGCAGAUUGGCUCCGGGCUGGGAAUUUGGAAUUACUCCUCUGUCGAAGAAGCCAUAGCUGCUGAGCCAGAUAACUUUGAUCUAGAGACACCCAAGUGGAGGGAUACUUUCGUUACCUCUUUCGAUGGUUCAGCAUGGAUCGUGCUGCGGUAUCAGGUCACAAAUCCUGGACCCUGGUUAUUCCACUGCCACAUCGAAACACACUUGGCUGGCGGCAUGGCUAUUGCUAUACUUGAUGGUAUCGAUGUUUGGCCGCAGAUUCCUGCUGAGUAUGGACCUGAUCAGCGGGGCUUCAUGCCAGGAACACUUCCGGAGUUGGAGAGUGGAGGGAAACAGGGUACAGUGGAAAAGCAAUGUCCAUUGCUGGCAGUCUCUCCCAGUGGCGGUCCGAAGAAGGACGCAGGUGAAACUUCAGCUAGUGAUUCACGAUGGGAGACUUUGAUCCGCGGUUUGAUUCAGGUUUUGCAGGGGUGGCUUUCCGAUGAAGCAAGUAGCCAUUCUUCAUAG